Messenger RNA from Dromiciops gliroides (monito del monte), 1414 nucleotides. RefSeq names its product zinc finger protein 184-like. The transcript has 7 exons. Gene Ontology annotation, molecular function: DNA-binding transcription repressor activity, RNA polymerase II-specific. NCBI's taxonomy places the organism in Eukaryota, Metazoa, Chordata, Mammalia, Microbiotheria, Microbiotheriidae. The record is from RefSeq and is a predicted model, not a curated record. The coding region runs from base 86 to 1414 and encodes 442 amino acids. Gene Ontology annotation, biological process: negative regulation of transcription by RNA polymerase II.
CUUGGGCCGGGUUGUCCCCUUUGUUCUUCAGGUGUCUCUGCCAGGGAGGAUCCAGUCCCAGAGCAACUGGACACAGCUUUGUAGGAUGAAGAUUGAGGUUAUAAGAGACAGGAGUACUGAAGAAGAGGAAGGAAUGACUUCUGGGUUCACAGUAGCCAGAUCUCAGGAAUCAGUGACAUUCAAGGAUGUGGCUGUGGACUUUACCUGGGAGGAGUGGUGGCAACUGGACCUUACUCAGAGAGACCUGUAUAGGAAUGUGAUGCUGGAGAACUAUCGGAACUUGGUCUUCCUGGGGCUUCAGGUUCCCAAACCAGAGAUAAUUUCUAAGUUGGAGAGAGGAGAAGCACUAUGGAUGCUGGAAAAAGAAUUUCCAAGGGGCACACAUCCAGGUUCCAGGACUAGGUCUGAAACCAAGAAGACAAUUCCAAAGCAGGAUAUUUCUUUUGAAGAAGCGCUCCAGGAAAGAGCCACAAGGGAGGGUUUCUGGGACUUUGAGUUGGGAGAACUUCGUGAAUGUGAUAAUAGAUUUGAAAUGUCGCAGAGAAAUCAGGAGACAUGUUUGAAGCAAGAUAUAACAAUCUUGCAGAAGAAAAUUCUUGAGAAGAUGCAAUACAAUACAUUGCAUGAACCAAAUAUUGUUACACAGAAAUAUGUCCAUAAAUAUGAUACACAUGAAAAUAUCAUCAAACAGUAUUCAUUCCUAAAUAAAUGUACUAACAUUUCCACAGAAAUGAAAGAUUGUAUGUACAAUGAACAGAGUAAAGCAUUUAAUUACUUCUCAGGCCCCAUUAGAUAUCAAAGAAUUCUUUCUGGAGAAAAACCAUACAAAUGUAGUGAAUGUGAAAAAGCCUUCAGCCAGACCUUCAACCAAAACAUGAACCUUACUCGACAUCGGAGAAUCCAUACUGGGGAGAAACCCUAUAAAUGUAAGGAAUGUGGUAAAGCCUUCAGUGACAGCUCAUCCCUUGUUCUACACCAGAGAAUUCAUACUGGAGAGAAACCAUAUAAGUGUAGUGAGUGUGGGAAAGCAUUCAACCAGAAUACACACCUUACUCAACAUCAAAGAAUUCAUACCGGGGAGAAACCCUAUAAGUGUAAUGAAUCAGAAAUUCAUAAAGAAGAGAAACCCUAUAAGUGUACUGUAUGUGGUAAGCCCUUCAGCCAAAGCACAGGCCUUAUUCAACACUGGAGUAUUCAUACUGCAGAGAAACCCUAUAAAUGUAAGCCUUCAGUCAGAGUGGAAGCCUUACCCAAUGUCAGAGAAUCUGUAUCGGAGAAAAACCAUAUAAAUGUUGUGAAUGUGGAAAAGCUCUCAGUUAAAGCAUAUACCUUAUUCAACAUCAAAGAAUUUGUACUAGAGAGAAACCCUAUAAGUUUAAUCAGUGUAGUAAAGCCUUCUACUCACAUUGCAUAA